AACGAUUCUCAAAAUGCUCUCAAAAUAAACUUAAGGUUAGCUUAAAAAUUUCAGACAUGGCUACAUUCAUUGUUUCUUUUAUUUCGUCACCAAGGAAGAAUGCCGUGCACUUGAUUACUUCUAUAUUACACACUAACUGGUUUUGCCAUUUCUUUUGCAUUAAUUAUCAUCAAUGCAACUAUCAUUUCGUCCUACUCUUAGCUGUAUUAUUAUAGCACCGUUUCUCAUUUUGAUAGGUUUGACACUGUCUUUUUUAACCAUUAUCACCGGUACAUUUUCAAUGUCAAUGAUCGUGUUUCAUAUCAUCCUACUAUCAAUAGAAGUUGCAUAUGGCUUAGCCACGGUCUUUGUAGAAUGUUUUGGUUUGAUACCAUGCUUCAUUAUUCAUGGAAGGGUAUCUCAAAGCAGCCUUUACACAAGCAAAUUGAAGUCAUAUUGUCAGCAAUGCUAUAUGUAUCAUGGUUGUCCAUCGGAGGAAAGCAUAUUAGUAAACGAAAGAUAUGUUAAAGAAACCUUCAAAAGGCCACUCAGCACGAGAAGCCUAUCGACUUUGUUGUCAAAGACAAUUCAUAAGACGAUGACGAAUCAAAGAUGCAAUAUCGAGGUUCCAAUGAUACCUGAUAAGGAAUCCAGACAUAAUCAAGCAGCACACUAGGCGUUGUAUCACUUGUUUUGAGUCAUGCCCUCCAAAAAGGAUUACUAGCAUCUGACAUAUGUUUAUACUAACCUUUAUAUUACGGUAUAUUGCUAAACAAGCUUAAACUAAAUAAGCAGCUACCGUAUGUUUUAUU
Messenger RNA from Mycotypha africana, 791 nucleotides. RefSeq lists its product as uncharacterized. Lineage: Eukaryota; Fungi; Mucoromycota; Mucoromycetes; Mucorales; Mycotyphaceae. The transcript has a single exon. The record is from RefSeq and is a predicted model, not a curated record. Bases 173 to 655 code for a protein of 160 amino acids.